AUGGGGCUGGCCAGCAGAGCUGUGGGGACGCUGGGGGUCUUGAAAGGGGCCCCGGUCUCCUCUCUUUGGAGGAUAGCGCUGCUCUUUUUCUCCAUCUGGGAACUGGAUGCACAAACCGCAGUGGAAACUAAACCCCUGUACAUCUGGCAAACAGGUCCAUGGGGUCGGUGUAUGGGAAGUGAGUGUGGCCCCGGAGGCAGCCAGAGCCGAGCGGUGUGGUGCGCCCACGCUGAAGGCUGGACCACGCUGCACACCAACUGCGACCAAGCAGAGCGACCAGAUAACCAGCAGAGCUGCUUCAGAGUGUGCGACUGGCACAAAGAUCUGUAUGACUGGCAGCUGGGAGCCUGGAACCAAUGCGUCCCGGUGUCGAUGCGCAGCGCCGGGGUCCAGCGGCCCGCUGUGUGCACACGGGGGGAGGAGGGCAUCCAGACCCGGGAGGUGGGCUGUGUUCAGAAGGCGGAUGGCGUGCCCGCAGAAGAUGCAAUCUGUGAAUACUUCGAGCCUAAACCCCGCCUGGAGCAGGCCUGUCUCAUCCCAUGUCCUCGGGACUGUGUGGUGUCCGAGUUCAGCCUGUGGACAGCCUGCUCUAAAACAUGUGGGAUGGGCCUACAGAACCGGAUUCGCUUCAUUUUGGCUCCACCGCUGUUUGGAGGGGCAGCCUGUCCAAACCUGACUGAGUUUCAGACGUGCCAGCCAGGUCCCUGUGCCGGAGAGGAGAGCCUUUAUAGUCUCAGGGUCGGACCCUGGGGGCCCUGUUCUGUCCCACUGCCAAGGCAAGCCAGGCAGAAGCGAGAGAAGAUGAGAGAGAAAGUCAGAGAGCGGUUAAGAGAGAGAGGCAAGGCCAAGGAUCCUGAGACCAGAGAGCUGAUCAAGAAGAAAAGGAACAGAAACCGUCUGAAUCGCCCAGGAGGAAAGUUCUGGGACAUGCAGGUCGGGUACCAGACCAGAGAGGUGAGCUGCGUGCACAAGGCCGGCAACGCUGAAGCUCUCAGCCUGUGCUCUCAGGAGACGCUGCCGGUAACCUUCCAGGCCUGUGUGCUGCCCAAAGACUGCGACGCCACCGAGUGGUCUGAAUGGUCACCUUGUUCCAAGGAGUGCUACGAUCCCAACGGGCCCAAGGGGGAGCGCACCCGGGUCAGAAAAGUGAGCCAGUUCCCAGUCGGUGGAGGAGGAGACUGUCCAGAGCUGGAGGAGAAGGAGGCCUGCAGCCCCCAGGGAGAGGCGGUGCCGCCUUGCAUCGUCUACAGCUGGAAGACCACCGAGUGGACCGAGUGCAGGGUGGACGUGCUGCUGAGCCAGCAGGACCGUCGGCGUGGGAACCAGACAGGCCUGUGUGGAGGCGGGACUCAGACACGGGAGGUCUACUGUGUGCAGUCUGCUGCUGACACGCCGCCCAACCUCAGCUCGCUCAGGAGCAGAGAAGCGCUGCGACCCGUGGACAGCGACCUGUGUCUGGGCGUUCCUCCAGACACCACCCAGCUCUGCCACAUCAGCUGCCCUGUGGAGUGUGAGGUUUCCUCGUGGAGCGCUUGGGGACCCUGCACCUAUGAAAACUGCCAGGACCAGGCAGCCAAGAAAGGCUUCAAACUGAGGAAGAGGAGGAUCGUCAAUGAGCCGACGGGUGGGACGGGGAACUGCCCCCACCUGGUGGAGGCAAUACCGUGUGAAGAGCCCAGCUGCUUUGACUGGCUGGUGGUGAAACUGGAGGAGUGUGUUCCUGACAAUGAGAAGGAAUGUGGACCAGGAACCCAGAUCCCUCAAGUCCAAUGUGUCAACAGCGAUGGUGAACAUGUGGAGAGGCAGCUCUGCCGGGAUGCCAUCCUGCCCAUGCCUGCCAUCUGCGAGGUGCCUUGUUCCAAGGACUGUGCCCUGAGCCCCUGGACCUCCUGGUCGCUGUGCUCCCACACCUGUUCUGGAAAAAACACCGAGGGAAAGCAGACCAGAGCGCGCUCCAUCCUGGCCUACAACGCAGGAGAAGGUGGAGUCCAGUGUCCCAACGUCAGCGCCCUGCAGGAGGUGAGGAGCUGCAAUGACCAUCCCUGCACUGUGUACCACUGGCAGACCGGGCCAUGGGGGCAGUGCAUCGAGGACUCUUCCCUCCCGUCUACCAACACGUCUGCGGGCCGAACACGGGGCACUGAUGCGUCUUGCUCAGUGGGGAUGCAAACCCGCAAAGUCAUCUGUGUCCGGGUCAACGUGGGCCAGGUUCCACCCAAAAAGUGUCCGGAGAGCGUUCGCCCAGACACCGUCAGGCCAUGUCUGCUCCCCUGCAAGAGAGACUGCAUCGUCACUCCCUACAGCGACUGGAGCGCCUGUCCAUCAGCAUGUGGAGCAGGAGGCAGCAUUAAGAAGAAGCAGUACAGGAAACGUGUCAUCAUCCAGUUCCCAGCCAAUGGGGGACAGGACUGUCCUGAGGUCCUGAACCAGGAAAGAGAGUGUGAGGCUCCGUCCGUCUGCCAGGGAUACAGAUGGAAAACCCACAAGUGGCGCAGAUGUCAGCUGGUUCCAUGGUCAGUUCGACAGGACAGUCCUGGAGCUCAGGAGACCUGUGGACCAGGUCUGCAGGUUCGAGCUAUUUCAUGCCGGAAGCAGGAUGGAGGCCAAGCGGACGUUGAGGCCUGCCUGAAGUUUGCUCGCUCCAUGCCGCCUCUCACCCAGCCCUGCCAACUGCCCUGCCAGGAAGACUGUCAGCUCAGCACCUGGUCCAAGUUCUCCUCCUGCACAGCUGACUGUGUGGGUGUCAGGACCCGAAAGAGGAUGCUAGUGGGGAAGAGCAAAAAGCGUGAUCAGUGUAAAAACAACCAGAUGUAUCCCCUGAGCGAAACCCAGUACUGCCCCUGUAACAAAUACAACGCCCAGCCGGUGGGCAACUGGUCGGAUUGCAUCCUGCCGGAGGGAGCGCGCAUGGAGGGCCAGCUGGGCAUGAAGGUCCAGGGGGACAUCAAGGAGUGUGGCCAAGGAUACCGCUACCAGGCCAUGGUGUGCUACGAUCAGGACAACCGCAUAGUGGAGACGUCUCGUUGCAACAGUCAUGGCUACAUUGAGGAGGCCUGCAUCAUCCCCUGCCCGUCUGACUGCAAACUCAGCGAGUGGUCCAACUGGUCGCGUUGCAGCAAGUCGUGUGGCAGCGGCGUCAAGGUUCGCUCCAAGUGGCUCAGAGAGAAGCCCUACAAUGGCGGUAGACCAUGUCCUAAGCUGGACCACGUCAACCAGGCUCAGGUUUAUGAGGUGGUGCCCUGCCUCAGUGACUGUGGACAGUAUGUGUGGGUGGCAGAGCCGUGGAGCGUGUGGAAAGUCAGCAAUGUGGAUCUGAAGGAAAACUGUGGUGAAGGUGUCCAGACUAGAAAAGUCAGGUGUAUGCUCAACACUGUAGACGGGCCCUCUGAGCAGGUAGACGACUACCUGUGUGACCCGGAGGACAUGCCCCUGGGUGCUCGCAACAGCCGGCUGCCCUGCCCCGAGGACUGUGUGCUGUCAGACUGGGGAGCCUGGAGCCCUUGUUCACUGCCAUGCAGUGAAAACAGCACCCGGGAGAGGAGUGCUUACCUGCUCCGCCAGCCAGGAGAGGAGAAGGAGUGUCCUCCCACUGCACAGACAGAACCCUGCAAGCUCAACAGCAACUGCUUCCACUACUCCUACAACAUCACCGACUGGAGCACAUGUCAGCUCAGUGAACGAGCCGUGUGUGGAAACGGCAUCAAGACCCGCAUGCUGGACUGUGUCCGGAGUGACGGCAAAUCUGUUGACCUCAACUUCUGCAAAGAGCUGGGUCUGGAGAGGAAGUGGCAGAUGAAUGCUUCCUGUGUUGUGGAGUGUCCUGUCAACUGCCAGCUGAGCGACUGGUCAGCGUGGUCCGACUGCACCCACUCCUGUGGUCUGUCAGGCAAGCUGUGGAGGAGACGGACAGUGAUCCAGGCUCCCCAGGGCGACGGGAGGCCAUGUCCGUCCCAGAUGGAGCAGUGGAAGCCCUGCCUGGUGAAGCCCUGCUACAGCUGGAGAUACAGCAGCUGGUCCGAGUGCAAGUCCGAGGGUGCCAGAUGUGGAGAAGGCCUGCGCUUCAGGAACGUGUCGUGCUUUGUGUCCGAUGGCUCGGGUCAGCAGGACAGCAGCCUGGUGGACGACGAGCUGUGUGGAGAUCUGGAGCCUUCAGUGGACGGAGACACGCGCAUUGUCCUGCAGGAGGCCUGUACCGUGCCCUGUCCAGGAGAGUGCUAUUUGACUGACUGGACUGUUUGGAGUCCGUGCCAGCUCAGCUGUGUGAGUGGGGAUGACCUGGGUUUUGGCUCGGUCCAGGUCCGGUCCAGAGCCGUGGUGGCCCAAGAUCCAGAGAAUCUGCUGCAGUGUCCAGAACAGGAGCUGGAGGCCCGGCCGUGCACAGACGGACAGUGUUUUGAAUACAAGUGGAGGACUGGACCAUGGAGAGGCUCGUCCCGCCACGUCUGGUGUCAGCGUUCAGACGGACUCAACGUUACAGGUGGAUGCCUGGCGACGGCCAAGCCGAUGGCGGACCGGUCCUGUGACCCGCCGUGCACCAAGCCUCGGUCCCUGUGCACAGAGGCCGGAGUGUGCGGCUGUGAGGAGGGCUACACGGAGGUGAUGACGUCUGACGGGCUGCUGGACCAGUGUACUGUCAUACCGGUGCUGGAGAUCCCCACUGCAGGAGACAACAAGGCUGAUGUGAAGACCAUCAGAGCCUUCAACCCCACCCAGCCUGCCGCCAGCACGCCGGGCCGGGCCGGACGCACCUGGUUCCUGCAGCCCUUCGGUCCAGAUGGGAAGCUGAAGACCUGGGUGUACGGAGUAGCAGCAGGAGCCUUCGUCCUGCUUGUCUUCAUCAUCUCCAUGACCUACUUAGCAUGCAAAAAGCCAAAGAAACCGCAGCGCCGGCAGAUGAACAACAGACUGAAGCCGCUGACUCUGGCCUACGAUGGAGACGCCGACAUGUAGAGCCGUCCUGCUGCCACGCUGACUGCCAGACGCUCGUCCUCCUCCAGGACACACAGGGUUGCUCCUCCAGUCGGGCCGCUGCUGGUUCCACCAACAUGCAGAACAAGAUUCUGACAGAACCUCGAAGAUCACCACAGAAUCAUCAGCAGCCUUGACGUUCCCUCUUUUUUAUCUCAUUCUUAUAGUUUGUUUCACAGGAGCCUUCAUGAAUUCUGUCUUCUUCUGGAAGUCUGCCUUUGCUUCUCUGCCAUCUGCUACGUCGUACCGCUCACUCCAUAGAUGUUGGAGCGGGUCGCCCAGAACUAAGAUUUUGCUGAACAAGCACAAGUUUUCAUUCAUUGGUUCAUUUAGUCACAGCUGAGUGACGUCAUCUCUGUUUCGCUGUCGUUCUCCGUCCCGUGAGGACGUUCAGCUCUCCUGUAACUACGGCCUGGGUUCAUCUCACCAGAACAGACAGAACCAGAACACAGAGGUGAGCUCGUGAACCCGGAGCUCCACUACGUCUGCCUGCCUCCUGUCUCUGUCUUCAGGCAUAAUUUUGCACUAUAUUAGUGCAGCAUGAUACGUACUUAUGUCUAGCUUUGCCAUAGGAAACUGCC
Molecule: messenger RNA, 5549 nt
Organism: Stegastes partitus (bicolor damselfish)
Lineage: Eukaryota; Metazoa; Chordata; Actinopteri; Pomacentridae
Gene: thsd7aa
Product: thrombospondin, type I, domain containing 7Aa
Exons: 29
Coding region: 1-4950 (1649 amino acids)
Biological process (GO): actin cytoskeleton organization
Cellular component (GO): plasma membrane
Source: RefSeq, a predicted model, not a curated record